Molecule: messenger RNA, 1755 nt
Organism: Eublepharis macularius
Lineage: Eukaryota; Metazoa; Chordata; Lepidosauria; Squamata; Eublepharidae
Gene: MAEL
Product: maelstrom spermatogenic transposon silencer
Exons: 12
Coding region: 12-1256 (414 amino acids)
Biological process (GO): piRNA processing; negative regulation of DNA-templated transcription; regulation of miRNA-mediated gene silencing
Cellular component (GO): P granule; nucleus
Molecular function (GO): sequence-specific DNA binding
Source: RefSeq, a predicted model, not a curated record
GAACCAGCGAGAUGCCGAACCGCAAAAGCGGGCGCAACGCGUAUUACUUCUUCGUUCUGGAGAAGUUGCCAGAGUUGAAGCGCCGCGGCCUGAAUGUGACUAGCGUGGUCGACGCCAUCCCGCACUGCUCGGAUGGGUGGGCGAUGCUGACUGAAGAGCAAAAAGAGAAGUAUGCAGAUAAGGCUCGUCUGUGGAAAGCUAAGAAAUCAGAAAUGGAAACAAAGUCACCUACUCAGGUCCCACCAGGGCCACCACGUCUUCCUGUGCAGUCUUGGACAGUUCCUAUUGAAAGCCUCACCAACACAUCCAGGAAGUGUGAUCAAGUUGUGCUUAAAAAUGCAUUCUACGUACUGAACAUUUUCAGCCAUGGAGAACUGCCCCCUCAUUGCGUUCAGCGCUUUCUCCCUUGUGAAAUUGGUUGUGUCAAGUACUCACUUAAGGAUGGCAUAAUUGCAGACUUCCAUCAUUUUAUAGAUACUGGAGCAGUUCCUCGGGGAUUUCGGUAUCAUUGCCAAGCUGCAGGUGAUGCCACUCACAGGAUUCCCAUCUCUGGCUUUGAGCUUACCUCUGCAAGUCAUUCUGUUGUGUUUCGUGACCUGUGCAUGUUUAUCAAGCCACACAAGAACAACCCGCCGCUUGUGUAUUGUAAGUCCGAUGACUGGUUUAGGGUGAACUGGUGCUUGAAGCACAUGGCUGAGGAAGCAGGCACAAUAAAUCAGCUGAAGCUUCUCAAUGUUGAAGACCUUGUGGUGGAGCUGUAUCAGCAAAAGUUUCAAAAGGAGCCUUCCAAGACCUGGGUGUGCAACACACUGGAUGCUUCCAUGUGGGAUUAUUCCAGCAAUAUUAGGUGCAAGUGGCAUGAAGACAAUGACAUACUGUUCUGUGCUCUUGCUAGUUGCAAGAAAAUUGCGUACUGCAUCAGCCACUUUCUGGCUAACCUGUAUGGCAUCCCCGUGACUACAUCUCAUUUACCAGUGCAUGACAAGGACUCCCAAAGUACAGUGAACCCUAAGAUGGUUGUGUUGGAUGCUGGACGCUUCCAGAGAGCAAGGGCCCAGUGUGGGGGAAAUGAUGGGCACUUCACAUCUCUUUAUCAGGAUACAAAUGCUAUUCCUUAUGCUGGUAAGAAUCCUUCAGGAGUGAAGACAGAGAGUGAAACGAGUGCUGGCCAUGGAAGAGGAAUUAUACGCUUUCUGGAGACCAUCUCCAAGCAGUCCGGCAAUUGGAAACUUGCAAGUGCUUCCUGCCCAAAGUAGUUCUGCAUGGCUGUAAUUGCAAAUAUAUGGGAACCGUCAGGCACUACCUUCCUUUCUUUUCUUGUUACGUUUAAGUGUUUCCUUAGCAAAGGGAAAACUAGUUCUACUUCCUUUGCUCAUUGACAUUUUAACAGUAUUUAAGAUUAGAGCAUUACUCUAGAGUAAAAAUGCUUGUUAAUCAUAUGUUAAAUGGAAGUCAAAAUAACUGUUCAGAAAGUAUCCAGAUUCUUGACACCUCCACUCACUGUGUCUUAUUCCACACGGCACAAGCAGAAAUUAGUUUGUUCUUCACAGUACACUUUUGUUGUUCCUGUAGUUAAGGAUCAUUCCAUUGCAAUUACAUUUUUAUUAGCCCUACUUACGUUUCAAACUGAAUUGUCUUGUAUGCCAGAUGUUUUAUAUUUAUUUAUAAAUCAUUGUUUGUUAAUGCAAAUGUGUCCGUCAUAUACAUUUCUAAGGCUACAGUUCUCAAAAAAUAUUAAAUUCCAUUUUCUCUGUU